Molecule: messenger RNA, 1897 nt
Organism: Tetrahymena thermophila SB210
Lineage: Eukaryota; Ciliophora; Oligohymenophorea; Hymenostomatida; Tetrahymenidae
Product: kinase domain protein
Exons: 15
Biological process (GO): IRE1-mediated unfolded protein response; intrinsic apoptotic signaling pathway in response to endoplasmic reticulum stress; protein phosphorylation
Cellular component (GO): IRE1-TRAF2-ASK1 complex
Molecular function (GO): ATP binding; protein serine/threonine kinase activity; RNA endonuclease activity
Source: RefSeq, a predicted model, not a curated record
CGACUAAAUAAAUAAAUAAAUAGUUAGCAAUUAUUUGAAGCAUUUAUUUUGAUUUAUAAAUAUGAUGAAUAAUUAAUAUGCUUUUCCAUCUAUCAAAAAAUAAGACGAUGAUAAUUUUAUUAAUUAUUGUAGAAUACUAAAUGACCUGAGCUUUUCUUAGAAGAUGGCUCAGAUGCUUUGUAUUUAAACACUUGAUAAUAAAAUCAAAUCUAAAGCUAGGCCAUCUAUAGAUAUAGAGAAUUUUACUUUGAUAAAAGAAGAGGAUUAAAAUUUAAUACUGAAUGAUCUAAAAUAAAGAGAUAUAAUCCCAAUUAAAUGCACAAGUAAUGGGAGCAAAUCUUACAUUAUAAAGUGCGUACAAGCUCACAAAAGAUUUGUGAUGAAGGUUUAUCCGCUAAAAGAAAUAGCUCAUUAAAUAAAUCAAAUAGAAAGAAGAAUUAACCUAUUACAGUCUAUAAAUAGCAGCUUUUUGGUGCAAAUUUAUGAUUAUUUUCAAUCCGAUUACUAUCUUUAUAUAAAAAUGGAAGAAUGUUUAGGGAAUUUAGAAGACUUAAUGAAUAUGGAAAAUUAGUAAGAAUUGAAUGUUAAUUCUUUUUUGAAGUAUUCUUUAGAAAUAGCAUAUGGGAUUAGGGAUUUGCAUAAUAAUGGGAUGUAUGCUAUUAAUUUAAAUCCUAAGAAUAUUUUAAUUAGCCACCGCAACAUUGCUAAACUUAGCAAGAUAGAUCUAUUAGAUGAAAUAGUAAAUGAUGAUCAAUAUAUAGAAUAAAUCCAUGAUUUAAACAGUUAUGCUAUUUUUCAUCCACCUGAAAUAUUUAAAAGAAGUCUGAUGAUGUAAGAUUCAAAUCACAGCCUAAAAUCAGCAUCAACUAAUGAGAAUAAUAAGAACUAAUAAAAAAAAUGCGAUAUUUGGUAUAGAAAACAUUUUAUAGAGCAUAAGCAUUAAGAAAAUGAGUAAAAGCAAUAGAAAGAAAAAGAAUAGAAUAAUGGGAAAAGGCCACACCAGUACUAGCAAAGCUUCUUAUAGUUCAGACAAUUAGGAGAAACUUAUGAUGAUUUGUCAUAUAUGAGCAAAGGAGAGCAAAUCUAACAGAAAAUCGAAGAUUCUAAAGAAUAAAAAUUACUUCUUACUAAAAAAAAAAACAUAAAUAAAAAUUUAUAUUCUCUAGGCACAGUCUUUAUGUACAUGCUAGGUAUUGAAAAAUAAAAGUUAAUUAGAAAGAUAGAAGGAAGUGUAGUGGAGGAUUUGGUAUACCCUUUAUUAGGAAAUUCUGAUUGUGCAAAGCAAUUAAUUUAUGUGUGCCAAAAUCUUUCAAAAAUAAAUCCUUAAUCAAGAUUAAGUAUUGAUGAAGCGAUAGAUAUAUUAGAAGAAAUUCCAUUUUAAAUAAGUUAACAAUUUUUAAAAUAGAUUAUUAUUCCCAAAACUUAUUCUAAUAUAAAUUGUAUUGAGUUUAUAAAAGAAGAUGUUAUAGAACAGUUAGACGGAAAUAUUUUUUACUUAGACUCAUACUAAAAAUCAAAGCAAGAUGAUUUCCUGUACCAAACUUUGAAAUAGCUUGAAAUUAUUAAGAAAAACAUAGACAAAGUGACUGAUUCCACCACAAAUUCUAGUUAAAGAGUAGUAAACACUUAAAAGGGAAGCAUAGAUAAAGGUAAGCAGAUUGAUGUACAAGAGCAGGCCAAAAAAAAAUUAAAAGAAGAAUGCUUGUAAAAUUGCAAUAAAAUACUUAAAGAGAUAUCUUCAAAUGUUCAAGCUAGUUAAGAUUUACAAUAUUGGAAGUCAUAUGAAGACAUAUAAGUAAAUUUUUAGGGAAAAAGAUGAUUUAAGUUUAUCAAACCCUUUUUUAGAUAAAAGUAAUCUAUAAAAUCAUCUAGAGUAUUUGCUAUCAUACUUGACGAC